CACAACAGAGCCCAAGCAAGACAGUCAAAAUAGAUAAAAACAUCACAUGGCUAGAUCUGUCUUUACCCCAUUUAGCUCUCCAUAAUUGCGCUGUUUCUUCCCUUCUCAUUCUGCCAUCCAACACCCUCAAUUAUCUAACAUGGAUCCAAACUCCAUUUUCAUUUUCUUUUGAUCUUUUUUUUUUUCUUUCAAAUUUUCUUUAAAACCAUAUUUUUUUUCUUCUUUUUCUCUCUUUAAUAGCUCAUAUAAUUAUUGGGUUCCACACCCUCUUCAAAGUUGAAUUCUAUCUUCAUCUUCUUGUCUUCUCCCUCACACUUUUCCAUACAAAUCUUUACACUAAGCUUUCACUCUCUCUUCCUUUCUCUCUCUCUCUCUAUUUGCACUGUACCCAGAUCUUAAUUAAUUCUAAAUUCUCCGUCUCUCCUGCAUUUUCAUAAGUUCUUAGUAGUCCAAAGUCUAAACCUGGAAAAGAUCGUAACUUAGUAGAAAUGAAUAACACCCAUAUGAUAAUACUGAUCCUUGGAUUGACUUCAGUUACUCUGUUAAUCAGUCUCAUUCUAGUACUCUUUCUUCAUUUUAAAAUAAUGGCAAAGAAUGGCAACCAUGACGUAGAAAGCCCUGAACAGAGGAAUGGAGAGGAAACAGAAACAGAGGACUUGGUGAUAUUUCAAGGUGGGCAAGACCUUACAAUAGUUGACAUUCUUGAUGCUCCAGGGGAGGUGAUAGGAAAAUCUAACUAUGGUACUUUAUACAAGGCGUUGUUGCAGAGAAGCAACUGUGUAAGGCUGCUUAGGUUCUUGAGGCCAGUUUGCACUGCAAGGGCUAAAGAUUUUGGGCAGGUGAUAGAGUUGUUGGGUUGCAUUAGACAUCCUAACUUGGUGCCUCUUUUGGGGUUCUAUGCAGGGUCUAGAGGGGAAAAGCUUCUCGUUCAUCCAUUUUUUAGACGUGGCAAUCUGGCUCAGUUCAUUAGAGAUGGAAAUGCUGACUCUCACAAAUGGACAAUCAUUUAUAGGAUAUCUAUUGGCAUAGCCAAAGGAUUGGAUUAUCUUCAUACAGGAUUGCAGAAGCCUAUAGUUCAUGGUAAUUUGAAAUCCAAAAACAUAUUGUUGGAUGGGAGUCACCUACCAUUCAUAUCAGACUUUGGCCUGCAUCUACUCUUGAAUCCUACAGCUGCACAAGAAAUGCUAGAAGCUUCUGCAGCUGAUGGUUACAAAGCUCCUGAGCUGAUCAAAAUGAAGGAUGCUAGCGAGCAAACUGAUAUAUAUAGCUUUGGAAUAAUCUUGCUUGAGUUGAUAUCGGGAAAAGAACCAAUCAAUGAGAAUCCAACUCCGGAUGAUGAUUUUCAUUUACCAACUUACAUGAGAAAUGCAGUUCUUGAUAGAAGAAUUACAGAUUUAUACCAUCCAGGCAUACUUGUUAGCAAUCAAAGUGAUAACGAAAAACUUGUUACUGAGGAAUGUGUACUGAAGUUCUUUCAGCUUGCCAUGGCUUGCUGUUCGCCUUCGCCUUCUCUUAGACCGAACAUUAAGCAAGUUCUCUGGAAGCUUGAAGAAAUUGGAAGAUAAGAUCUUUUAUCUAUUUUGUGGAAAUAUGAGUUCUGAUGGUAGGCCAUUGUGGAGUUAAUUGCGGGCUAAAUUUCUUCAAUUUGAUUUUCUAAAAUGGUGUUUGAUGAUGGCAGCAGUGACGACAAUGACAGCAUAGACAUAUGUGGAGAGAGCACAAUGAUUCUUAUCUAGAAGCAAAAAAGUUUAAGAAUUUUGGCUACUUAACAAGAUUUGUGGAAACUGUGAUGUAUGCAUUAAUGCAGAAGCUUCCAACCAAAUCAAGCCAGGAUACUGAUUUCAAGCAAAGUUGCACAUUUGAAGUUUUGAACAAAAUCCAACAACAAUAGUGAAAUUGCGAUUGACAUUGUCGGAUUUUGGAAAAUCUUUAUUGCCAAAAGAAAGAGCAACAAAAGAUUGUGAAUCUUUUAUGGUCCCCAGCUUUGUUCUGUGAAGACAUAUAAGUUUAUUAGAAAAAUGCCAUUUUAUCAACAAGAGUGUCAGUAUUUCUCUUAGCUGCCUCAGCAAAUGUACCUCUAAACCCAAAACACAUAUGGGGUCGCAUCUUCAGCUAUUUGGAUUGGUAUAUGUUGUUUGCAAAACGGCCAAAAAGUCCGGCAUCUUCUUGACCUUGUAGUGAGGUACUUUUGCAUUUCUGGAAACUGGUGGUUAAUUUAUUCUCGGUGAUGCUUUUGCUUUUCGGUUUUGGCAUAGUAGUUACUAUUACCAGGUGAGGGACCUCAAUUGCUAAAUGUAUAUUGGAAAACUGUGUAGGAUAUUAAUUAUUUUAGUACCAAUUUUUCAUACUUUGGUUAUUUUAUCAAUUUAGAGCAUUUAAGAAUAUAAUUUUUAAAGGGGAAAGGCUUUCAUUUUGUCAA
Jatropha curcas is the source of this 2419-nucleotide messenger RNA. Its product is annotated as putative kinase-like protein TMKL1. The record is from RefSeq and is a predicted model, not a curated record. Gene Ontology annotation, biological process: protein phosphorylation. Gene Ontology annotation, molecular function: ATP binding; protein kinase activity. NCBI's taxonomy places the organism in Eukaryota, Viridiplantae, Streptophyta, Magnoliopsida, Malpighiales, Euphorbiaceae.